GGUGGAGGGGUGCAGUCACCUCUGUCAUGCCUGCUCUUUGACCUCCCAUCACCCACAGAAUCAUCUGCUCUUCUCCCCAACCAGGGACCUAGGCUUUGUUGCUUCUUCCUCUCUCCUGUUUUCCUCAGCACUCUCCUUGUGCAAUGGAUGGGAAGGUGGUGAUCCAGGAGGAUGGUCCCCCAAUGGUUUCCUGGGGCCCCGAAGGAGAGGAGGAAGAGGAGGAAAAGAUCGGAGAUCGUGGCCAGUGGACUAAUAAGAUGGAGUUUGUGCUGUCAGUGGCUGGAGAGAUCAUUGGCCUGGGCAAUGUCUGGAGAUUCCCAUAUCUCUGCUAUAAAAACGGAGGUGGUGCCUUCUUUAUCCCUUACUCCAUCUUCUUCUUCACCUGCGGCAUCCCGGUUUUCUUCUUGGAGACAGCGCUGGGUCAGUAUACCAGUCAGGGCAGCAUUACAGCCUGGAAAAAGAUCUGUCCCCUCUUUGAAGGUAUUGGUGUUGCUUCUGUUGUCAUUGAGGCCUUCCUGAAUGUUUACUACAUCAUUAUUCUUGCCUGGGCCUUCUUCUACCUGUUCAGCUCCUUCACUUCACAGCUGCCCUGGACGACUUGUAACAAUUUCUGGAACACAGAACACUGUGUGGAUUUUCUGAAUUGUUCAGGCUCAAGUAGCCCAGAGGCAUCUGAGAAUAGCACCUCACCAGUCAUCGAGUUCUGGGAGAAUCGGGUCCUGGGCAUCAGCACAGGCAUCCAUGACAUAGGGGCCUUGCGCUGGGAGCUGGCCUUGUGCCUCCUGCUUGCCUGGAUCAUAUGCUAUUUCUGCAUCUGGAAGGGGAUUAAGACGACAGGGAAGGUGGUUUAUUUCACAGCUACAUUCCCCUACCUGAUGCUGAUCAUUUUGCUGGUUCGAGGGGUCACCCUUCCUGGGGCCUAUGAAGGGAUCAUGUAUUACCUAAAACCAGACUUGUUUCGCCUCAAGGACCCCCAGGUGUGGAUGGAUGCAGGCACUCAGAUCUUCUUCUCCUUCGCCAUCUGUCAAGGUUGCCUCACAGCCUUGGGCAGCUACAACAAGUACCACAACAACUGUUACAAGGACUGCAUCGCCCUCUGCUUUCUGAAUAGUGCGACCAGCUUCAUGGCUGGCUUUGUUGUCUUCUCCGUCUUGGGCUUCAUGGCUCAGGAACAGGGGGUGCCCAUUUCUGAGGUGGCAGAAUCAGGUCCCGGCCUGGCCUUCAUUGCAUUUCCUAAGGCAGUAACCUUGAUGCCCUUAUCUCAGCUCUGGUCCUGCCUCUUCUUCAUCAUGCUGAUAUUUCUAGGACUGGAUAGCCAGUUUGUCUGUGUGGAGUGCCUGGUGACGGCCUCCAUGGACAUGUUCCCCAGACAGCUACGGAAGCAAGGGAGGCGGGAGCUCCUCAUCCUCAUUAUCGCGGUCAUAUGCUACUUGAUUGGCCUGCUUCUUGUCACCGAGGGUGGAAUGUACAUUUUCCAGCUGUUUGAUUAUUACGCCUCCAGUGGCAUGUGCCUACUCUUCCUUUCAUUUUUCGAGGUGGUCUGCAUCAGCUGGGUGUACGGAGCUGACCGUUUCUAUGAUAAUAUUGAAGACAUGAUCGGCUACCGGCCAUGGCCACUGGUAAAGAUCUGCUGGCUCUUCAUAACUCCUGGACUUUGCCUGGCCACAUUUCUGUUCUCCCUGAUCGAGUACACACCGCUCAAAUAUAAUAAUGUCUAUGUAUACCCACCCUGGGGAUACUCAAUUGGCUGGAUGCUGGCACUCUCUUCCAUGGUCUGUGUCCCACUCUUCUUCAUUAUAGCCUUACUGAAGAUCCAAGGCUCUUUCAAGAAGCGCUUUCGACAACUUAUCUCCCCAGCCUUGGAUCUGCCGCAGCCCAAGCAGCGUUCCAAUGGUGUUCAUAGCCUGGGUUAUUCACCUUCUCCGGCUAAAGAGGGACUGAUGACUUUGGAGAAGGAGACUCACCUGUAGACUAUGCUGGGAUCCUGGAGAGAUUAUUAGGCCAGAAACUUGAAAUGAGACUCUCCAUUCCCCUCUUAUCAGUAUUCCCUUAUUUAUCCCUUUGUCCUAAUUCUGCCAAGCAAAAAAUGGGAAUGCAAAUGGUUUCCCUUGUAGCAGGGGCCAAAUUCCUAUCCUUUCCUCAGGUGGUACAGCUAUAUUCCUAACUGCUUCUUCUUGUAUGGGCAUAAAUGACUCGGUUAAAGAUACCACCACUGGUACAUGCCGUAUUAUGAUGGGAUGUCUUGUCGGAAUACACUAUCUUGUGAGGGGAAAAGA
Dromiciops gliroides (monito del monte) is the source of this 2276-nucleotide messenger RNA. RefSeq names its product solute carrier family 6 member 12 (gene SLC6A12). The transcript has 15 exons. Gene Ontology annotation, biological process: sodium ion transmembrane transport; neurotransmitter transport. Lineage: Eukaryota; Metazoa; Chordata; Mammalia; Microbiotheria; Microbiotheriidae. The record is from RefSeq and is a predicted model, not a curated record. Bases 144 to 1970 code for a protein of 608 amino acids. Gene Ontology annotation, molecular function: gamma-aminobutyric acid:sodium:chloride symporter activity. Gene Ontology annotation, cellular component: plasma membrane.